GCAUGGCGCGGGUUGUGUGUUGGUUCGUCUCCCUGCGCUGUGGGAUCAGGAGGUAACAGCGGUGUCACCGCAGGACUGCAGCCGACAAACAGUGUCACAUUGACCGUUGCAAAGACACGCGUCGGUCUGGUCGAGAAGCCGACUCAAUGGACAACCACCCGGCUCGGAGGGGCGCAGCGCGUCCGCCGAGGAGGGUGUCUGCUGCCGCGGAGGUGGGAGCUAACGCUAGCCUGCAAGAUGGCGAGGUAAUCGAGGUACACCCAGCCAAGGAGGCUCAAUCUGGACCGGAGAGACCGAGCGGUGCUGGCGGGAGGAUGCAGAGGAGGAACUCGGCUCCGCAAGUGCUCCAUCAGAGGCAUAUGCCCAGGGAGCCCCUCAAGUUCCACAUACCGAGGAAAACCAAGGAAAAGAGAGCUCUGGAGCAGUAUGUCUCCACUGAGUCCAGGGAGUAUGAAGACAUGAUGACCAUCCUGACCUCCAGCUACAUGGACACGAGCUCUGCUGGCUGCUUCACCUACUGCAAACCUCGGCUCAUCUACAGUGAACUGCUGGAGAAAGAGUUUGUGGAGAAGAGGAAGGAGAUGAAGGCAGACGGGAGGACAGACAAGGAGCUGGAGGAGAGCUACUGUUUCCUGUUGGCUGAUACUGCAAAGCUGCACUCACUCUGUGAGAAGGGGCUGUUCGUGGGUCAGACCUGGAUCACAGUGCUGGGAAACCCCACUAAAGGAGUGUAUCUGUCCAGGUACUCAGACCUGCUUCAGAAUAACCCCAUAACUCCUGGAUUCACAGGGGAGAUCAUCAUCUUCAAAGUGAUGAAGGGAAAAGUAAAGAGUAUCUAUGAAAACAUGAAGAACCUUUUAGAUCCAACGCCUCGCUUUGACAGCCACAUCUCUAAGAACUCCAGUAAAGUCACAUCGCUCACCUCCUUCCGCGCCUUCGAACUCACGCAGCAAUACUUCUACGAGUAUUCAUUCGACGAGCUGCGGGAGCGGCCUCGCCAGGUUUGCCCAUAUGCUGUUGUCUCCUUCCACUUUAAAGGAAAAGACUCCUCACUCCCCAGCAAACCUCUGGCCCCCAUCAGGUUGAACAGCCAAUCAGCAGAGGGGAGUAAAGAGCGUGCUCAGUUCACAGUGUGGACCGGAGAUUUGGUGAAAGGUGACCGGGUUCUCUUCCAGAUCUCCCUUCGCUCCUUCUCUCCUCCACUCCUGCCCCACAGACUACCAGAGAAGCUGGAAAUCGGUUGGUUGAUGAGGCUCGACCAGGUGACGAAGCUCCUGCCUGCCGACCUGCUCUCUUACAACCUCUACAGCAGCAGCCAGGAAGUUGUGAAGGACGGCCAUUGCUGCAGUCUUCUGGAGGUGACUGACAGAAAUCGGUCUUCGACCAGCGUGACGAGACUGCUGCAUGAGAUGGAGAUAAAGAGAGUGGUUCUGGUGACUCCGCUUACAGACAGAGGCUUCCUCAUCCUGAUAUCCAGCGUUCAGAUGGCCACACCCACAGAGAGAGGAGAGAGCUGGAAGAGGUGUCUUCAGGCCUUGUUUGUCUUCCCAGAGUCCAAAGAUCUGGCCAAAUCCACAUCAAGGUGUGCCUCCUCGUCCCAUGAUGCCCCAGAGGGGAUGUCUGGUAACAUGGUGAUGCUGAACAAGUUCACGCCAGCGUUGCACCACGCCCUAGUCAAGGCUCGCGCCAACCCUCCUCCUGAGCUGUCUGUCGGUGUGGAGCACCAUGCACGGGAAUACCUCACCGGACUGAAUAGUGGCAAUGUCCGACAGUACCCGAUGGGCGAGUAUGAAUCCAAGCUGGAUGAGGAAGGAAAGCCGUUUCCUGCUCCUAAACACCACCGGUUGAACAUGGACAGCUAUCUGCACUCCUACCUGUACAGCCCUGCCCUCUAUCUGCUGUCAAUGGCCCGGGCCAAGCAGAUGGUGGACGAGCACUCUGGUCCUGAGGACCCUCGGCAGGCAAGACUCAGGAAGAACUGUGGAGACCAGAGAGAGGCGACGGGAAAGGAGGCGACCAGCAAAGCUGGAGACGGACAGACCAACAAUCAAAAGAUGCAGCAGCUGAUUGACCUGGUCUUGACCUGUAAGAGGAAUGCAGAGAACGAGGUGCGGAGGGAGGAAGGAGGAGGAGGGAUGAAGGUACCAGGGAGGAAAAGGAAACUGGAACAGGAGACGGCAGAGAGGGCACUUAAGUUCCUGAAGGCAUCACAAGAACCCGGAAGACACAGCAAGAUUCCAGCUGGGGGAAGUCAAGUCCCCGCCUCUCCUGGCUCUCUUGCGUCUGUGAUUGGCUCGGUGGGUUUGAAGGACGUUGAUCUGAGGGAAGAUGGAUCUGAAUUAGCUGCUAAGCUUCUGGGUCUGCUAACAGCUCUGACCCAGGCUGCCCGGGGAACAGCCAAUCAGAGCCAGUUUGAAGUGCAGGAGGAGGUGCACAGGGAUAGCUCUCCAUUUGAUAGGUUGGCCACCAAGCUGGGUCUUCCCACCAACGUCGACAUUGACCUGAGGAAGCAGGAGGAGCUGGAGGAGCAGACGGCGGGCAGCGUCAGCAGUUUGGAGGGUUUCAGUCCCAGCUCCCACAGCGGGGAGAUGAAUCACCAUGGAGGUAGAGGAGGGGGGCUGGGGAGGAGAGCAUACGAAGAGGAGGAGGAGGAAGAGGGGGAGAUCCCGUGGGUCCUCAUUCCCAUUACAGGUCUGUGUUCACCGAGGUACACCCACAGAGACAGAAACAUCCCUCAGGACCCUCGCUUCCAGCAUCUCACCCCAGCAACAUGCAUCACCACAACAACCAAACCUCCCAGGAAGAGCCCCACCCCGUCUCCUGAGCGAAGCCCUCCUCCCUCCCCCUUCCAGUGCCCAUCCCCUGAGCCCAGCCCUCCUCGCUCCCCCUCCCAGUGCCCAUCACCCGACCCCAGCCCUCCGCCUUCACCCUCCCAGUGCCCGUCUCCAGAGCCCAGUCCGCCCCCCUCCCCGUCUCAGUGCCCGUCCCCUGAGCCGAGCCCUCCUCCCUCUCCCUCCCAAUGCCCGUCUCCACAGCCCAGCCCUCCCCCUUCUCCUUCCCAAUGCCCAUCUCUUCGGGUUGGCGGCCCCCCCUCCUCCUCACGGUGCCAGCCCGAGGAGCCUAACAAGCUCAGACCGUUUAACAAGGAUCACAGUGGUGCUAACAAGGAGCAGUUAACCCGCACAGCCUCCAGGGAGGUUGCAGGAGUGUCCACAGACAGAGAAGAGAAACCUCAGGGGGCAGAAAAGAAGAAAGAAGAGCCGCCAGUUUCUGCAUCCAUUCAGCCGUCUGUCCCUCCAGCUGUAGAGAGGAGGACGAGCUCCUCACCACCACCCACUGAGCGAGGGAAGAAAGAUGCAAAGGGGGAAGCGGCUGAUGUGAAGGAGGUACAGGCAGAACCUUUAGAAGAGGAAAGAGAAACUCACUCAUUUGAGAAAGUGCAAAAACAACGGGAAGAGGAGGCCAACAAGGGAAAGAGAGCCGAGGAGGAGGUGGAGGAGGGGGAGUUGGUGGAAAUGAUGCUUGUGGAAUCAAGUGAUAAUGAGAAAAAAGGAGAGGUGAAGGAACUUGGAGGUGGCUCUUUGUUUUCUUUGCCUGUCUCCUUACCUCCCUCUGGUCUCGACAGCAUUGUAGACAAACGUCUGGCAGACUUCUCUUCUAAGAUGGAGCUCCUCUUGCAAGAGGAGAGCAUCCAUUACAGCUUCCCACAGUCCCCCCACUCCACCUCCAACACAGAAACCACUGCACCCAAGCACACACUCCCACAGGCCCUCAUAUCUCAGUUUUCACAGUAUGUGUCUUUCUACAACCCCUGCCCCCCGGUCCAGGACUACGUUAGCUCACUACAGGACCGCAUUAACAGCAUGCUGAUAGAGUUUGAUGACAGCUGUCUGAGCCAUAAGCCCAGCACCAGCCGGCCUGAUGCUGAUGCCAUGUUGGCGAGCAAAGUUAGUGAUUUUGUGUCUAGCAUUCGAGCAGCUAAUACUACCAGAGACGAUGAUGGUUCCGGUUGUGAACUUACAGCUGCUGAUGUCAAUGGUUCACUCAGUCAAAACCCUGCACUCUCCAGAGGAGUUGAAGUGUUUCUGCCACAUCCAACCACCAGUCAGAUUUCUGAUACUGCAAACAACAGGAUCCCCGCACCGUCUCAUGUCACUUUAUCUGUUCCUACCUCUGUGUCUGGUUCUGUCUACAACACUUCCGUCCUCAUCCUUCCUUCUACCAGCUCCCCACAGUCCCACUGGGAUCCACUGUCAAGUCACUCUUCAGAGAUCAGUAGAACAGUCGCUCAUGACAUCAGACAAACACAAGACAACAGCAUUACCAGGACUGUACAUUUUACCCCUGGUGUAGAAGGUGGGAGUGUUCUUGGGGGUAAAGACUGUGAGGUGACUUUGUCCGGGUUCGGCGGCGUCUCUAAGCCCUUGAUAGAACUGUCACACUCCUCUGAGUCAGUCUCGAAUCUGGCUCCUGUGUCUGUGCCCGGGUCUGCCACAGGCCCCGCUCCCCCAGCAGCUGCUCUGAGCUCCCUGAUCAGCCAGCUGCAGCCAGAGGUGUUCAACAGCCUGGUGAAAAUCAUCAAAGACGUCAAGAGAAACUCCCUGCAGUUCUACCUCCACAGCACUGAGCCAGGGGACCAGGUCCACGAAGAUGUCAAGGAAUACCUGUUGAAGCAGGGUAACUCGGAGCAGAGUCCUGUGGCCUUUCUGAACCAAGAAAACUGUAACAACAAACUGCUGGUCAUCAUUAAGAACAAAGACAUAGCUGGACACAUACACAAGAUCCCUGGUCUGGUGUCUCUGAAGCGACAGGCCUCUGUGGUGUUUUUGGGAAUCGAUACACUGGACGACAUCAGGAACAACAGCUACAAUGAGCUUUUUGUCUCUGGAGGCUGCAUCAUUUCAGACGAUUUAGUCCUCAAUCCAGACUUCAUCACUCCCGAUCGACUGGCUGCACUGCUGAUGUUGCUGGAGCAGCAUAGUUCAGUUCCAGAUAGUGUCUGGAGGUGGAAAGUUCACUGCAAAACCCAUAAGAAAUUAAAGGAACAAGCCAGGUUCAGGAGAGAUGCAGCCAACCUGCUGGAGGUGCUGUCAACCUAUCAGAAGCGACAGAUUGUCGAGUUCCUCCCAUAUCAUGACUGUGACAUGAGCCAUCAGUCACCUGACCUGAACUGUCUGAUGGAGCUCCAGGCCCGAUACACGCAGUACCGGCACACAAUCUUCCUGACCGAGCAUAAUUUUGAGAUGUUCCCUGCCUACUCCAACGGCAUCAUCGUGGCCACUAGUGAAGAAAUUCUGCACAACUUCACCAGGCUGGUUGGUUGCCAUGACAUCAAGGACAGGCAGCCAAUCACAGGUGACAUGCUGGCUCCCAAAGGUCUCGGGCGGCAGCUGAGUCAUAGUGACUCUGUGUCAGGCUCUGAACGCUCUCCUUCUAUCUUCCCAGACCACAUCCAUCCUCUCUCCUCCCAUGACCAGCCCCAACAUCUUCUCCAGCAGUCCGGCUCCAUCCUCCCCACUCUCCCCCAUCUGUCUGACCAGCUCGUCCCGGACGCCUCCUGUAAGGAAGGUGUCAUGCCCCACUCAGACUCAGACUUGGAGGUUCUCCGACUGGCCAUCACACAGUUACGGGCUGAGCGUCAGGCACAGCUGCAGCAGCAGUUGGACUCUCAGGCGGAGUUGAGCAUCAACUCCUUCCAAAGCUUCGUCCCCAAUCUCGUUCCUACAGGAGGCAGUCAAACCACCAGCACCCCUCUUUUAGCUCAAGGAGGUCCAGCCAAGUCGGUGGAGGUCCCUCGUGACAGGAAAGCAGUGGCAGCCACUCUGGAUUUAAUCCACUCAAGGUUACAGCAGGAGCCAGUGGAGGAGAGGAGGGAGGGCAGAGCAGAGACUCCCACAGGUGGAUGGAGGAGUGGAGAAAGUCAAGGAGGAGGAGGAGGAGGAGGAGGAGAGGCUGGAGAUCAGAGAGCUGGUACUCCAGUAAGAGUGGAGGGGUUACUGGGAGAAAAGCGGGGUCCAAGUAAAAGUCACACAUCCACCCCUUUGCCUAAUCAAAGCACAGCUGCAAUGACAGGACCGAGUACCCAGACAGACUCAACCAGUAACGGGAGAGAGAACGCAGACCAACAAGAAGAACCUUUACUUCCCAGAGUAGCUGCACAUGCUGCAGCCUCCUGCAGUACCACCGUUUGUCCUGCAGAGAGUGACAGAUUGGGAGACACACACUCAGGCCAGGAGAAGCCAAUAAGAGAGGGAGCACCACCUGACAACAGCACUACUAGUGGCACAAAGAUCCAGCAGCCCCAACAGCACCUGCAGCAACUGAACAACCAGCAGCUCCGGCCAAGUCUGUCCCACCUACAACCACCACCUCACAGCCUGCAGCAGCAGCGGGGCGUUGGCCUCCUGCAGUCCCCACACAUGCCUCGAUUCCCCAGCCAGCCUUUCUCCCACAGCUCCAUGCUGGCGCCACUGACUACCCUGGGAAGUGGCCUCCUGGGGUCCACACCUGUCUGGCCUGGGGGUCUGGGCCCCGCAGGUGCUGCUGCCCUGGUGUGGGGCUUCCGACAGGCCGGAAGGGACGUCACUGGUCCUAGCCUGCUGGGGGGGUACCACAACCCUGCAGGUCAAGGCAGCAGCAGGUACAGAGGGGGGCAAAGGUGAGGAGGCUUUAAUGGGAUGUCGAGAGCCGGCUUAACUUCACCAGCUGAUUAAUCCAAGUAACGUUCCUGCUCUUCAUGUAGCAGGUUUUAGGAAACCAAACACUUCCACUCUACGACCCAGAGAAUGGGAGGCUGAAACACGCACAUCCGUAAUACUAACAGGUGCUAAACUGAUAAAAGAAGGAAACCACACUCUGCAUGCAGCUCACAGGGUUAUCGUCAUAAAAUCAGGGGAAUGUCUCAGCCUGAUCCAGAACUGUCAAAUUACUGUCUCCAAGAAUUUUAGCCACUGCUUACAGGAAGAAUGUUGAAAAUACAAACUCAUCUCUCUUUCUGGGGCACUUAAUCAUUUAUUUGAUAGUGACAGUAGAGACGCAGACAGAAAAUGCUGGCAGAGACUUCUGCAAAAAACGGUCCCUGACUGGAAACCAAUCAGCGACACUGCUCUUAAGUGGCGUUCGUCUCAACCACAGAUGCUCCCUUAGUGACAGUGGGUUGGAAAAGAAUUGAUGUCAGGCAGGUGUAGCGUUGCAAAAAUCAUGAUUUACUUGGACAGGGAGAGGUUCUUUUAAAGUCAGUAUAAAUGACGUAAAAUCAAAGAUCGGUCUUUUGCUGCAUUGUGGAAGCUUUAUAAAUACUGGAUAUGGUUAAACCCACCUUCAUAGAUUCUUUUCCACCUUAAAAGUCCUUGUCACUGGUUUGUAUUGAGGCUUUAUUUCAUAAAUUCAAACCACCAGUUCUCCCCUGCAGGGUUGUGGAAGCCAUAAAUUAACCUGUUAUCAGAAAACGAGAAAUUUAGCAUUGUUAUUUUGAGAUAACAAAAUAAUUCACUUGUGAGCACGGCUGUUCUCGGCUUCUGUAAUUAUGAAAAUAAUUGCCAAUUUAUUUUCUGUUGAUUGACAGAAAUUGAGUAAUCAUUGCAGCUCCAGUGAAAUCAUUUUACAUGCGACACCAUAGAGAGCAAAGACAUCCAGAUUGAACGGAGCAAAACAUCAACCAGGCUACACGAGUUGUGUUUGAAUUAUUUCGAUUGAGAUUCUCUAAAAGGUGAUAGUCCUGGUUUGUAUUGACUUUAGUGGAAGAGACCAUUCUUAGUUCUAGUAUGUAUUUUUGUUACUCAGCAUCCACCUGACAUCACCUUCUCGGCCCUUUAAAGUCACUGAGGGCGGGAUCGGUCACUAAAAAGUCACUAUUUACCAAUCUGUGAAUUUCUGUUUUCUUCCUGAAACAAAUUUUAUGUUCCCUGUCCACAUUAUUCAUCGGAAACCACACGCUGAAACACUCUUAAGAAGCUCUGUAGAUGAUGCCCCUCAAAAAUAUAAGUAUCACUGAUUAAAGCCCAGUGAACAAUAACUCUUGUGUAGUGUGCAGAGUGUGGCCUGCUUACACAGCAGAAAUGCGCUGCUGUAAAAUAUUAGAGUAGUGGAAACGUUUACUAUCUACUGUAAUCAUGACCUGUUAGUACUAAAGAAGUCAGAAAAACACUAGUAAUAAACCACUAAAGGGAAAAAAACACUAAUGUAAAAACCCCUUUGAACAUGUGUACAGCAGAUUUUAAAAAAGGAAAAGUUUCUCUGCCAUGUUUUCAGAAGUUUAAUUUAAUCUCUCUCAGAACAGACCUGUCAUGUACAUAGAUAUAUUUCUGGAGGUGCUUUUCAACUCAGAGAGAUCAUCCUCUAACCUAACAAAUAGUCUCAGGUUUAAACAGCUUUGAGUCAAUAUUUACCUGUUUUGUUCCUGUGCGCAGCUCUGAGUAAGAGCUGGACUAAAAUAUAAAAAGCCUCUGAUUGGAUCCCAGUUCCCGGCUUUCUUGAACGCACCACCAGCUCGACGGUUUUGACAGUUUUCUGUCAACAGUCUAAUACUCCAACAACUCCACACAUUUGUUUCUUAAAAGGAGCCAUUAAGGAUUUUUUCUAUACCAUGUUUUUCUACAGUAGCUGCUUAUUUGUUCUCUUUGCAUCAUGGGAGAAACCAUUGUUGAAGUGGACACUAAGACUUUUAAAGAACUUUAAAAAACCGAGAUGGACAGACUGCCUUACACGUCUUCCAGUGGACUCUUUGUCUUGUAAAAAAAAAAACAACACAGUUUUUUGUACUGAAUGUUUGGUUUGUUACCCUGAGAGCUGUUUGUGUUUAGUUGCUGUUGUACAGUAGGAAGUGACUCUGUAACAAACUCAUUUUAACUUAAAAGUCAUUUUUUAUGUUUUUUUUUUGUUUUGUUUUGUUUUUUACAUCAGAAGUUUUUUGUAUUAAAAGUCUCCUGUGUAAACCAGA
Messenger RNA from Epinephelus lanceolatus (giant grouper), 8938 nucleotides. It is a transcript of the gene tasora, whose product is annotated as transcription activation suppressor a. Gene Ontology annotation, cellular component: nucleoplasm; heterochromatin. NCBI's taxonomy places the organism in Eukaryota, Metazoa, Chordata, Actinopteri, Perciformes, Serranidae. Gene Ontology annotation, biological process: negative regulation of gene expression, epigenetic; protein localization to heterochromatin. The record is from RefSeq and is a predicted model, not a curated record. Gene Ontology annotation, molecular function: chromatin binding.